CCGGAUGUCAUCAUAUAAAUGAUCACGCAAUGGGCGCUUGUGGAUUAGCUCUCUUUCUUUAUUUUUUUUGAUCAAUGACCUCAAGCUCCCACUAUCGAGUACCAAGCGAUCCUUCCUCGCGCCAGUCUGAAGUGCGAGACGAAAGAUCUUCUAGUGGACAAGUAACAGAAAGAAGUUCUCACGGGUCACUUGCAUACGAUCCGGUGUUUUCUUUGAAUGGUGAAUCUGUCGGUUCCGCAUUCACACCGCAGUCCUUGAAGCGACCUGUGUAUUGUAAUACGCCAACCUAUACUCUUGACGCUUGCAGCCAUUCUUACCAGAGAGUGACAGUAACCCCUGCUAGUAAUUAUCGCCGCCCAUUGUCUCCGAGGACAUUGUACGAGAAAACGUUAUUGGCAAAUAAUCAUCAAAACUGUCCUUACUGGACAAAGGUGAAACGCCAGGCGAAUAAUCGGAUGCUCUAUUUCCGCCAUUUGCCAGCGGCUCACAGUAAUGCCAUGAAAGAACAUGCUUCCAUUGCAUCGGCCACCGAACGUGCAUCCUCAACCUUUCGUGGCAUCAAGAGCGUCGGCAUCGAAGGGAUACACAGCCCGUACUGUGGAUGCAGAAACACGUUGUGAUGC
Radiomyces spectabilis is the source of this 623-nucleotide messenger RNA. RefSeq lists its product as uncharacterized. The record is from RefSeq and is a predicted model, not a curated record. Bases 75 to 620 code for a protein of 181 amino acids. The transcript has 4 exons. Lineage: Eukaryota; Fungi; Mucoromycota; Mucoromycetes; Mucorales; Radiomycetaceae.